CAAGGUGUAAAGAUUGGGUCGGUCUUGAUCACAAUAAAGACCGACUCAAUACUAUGAUUAAGGUCUUCGUUCUUGGUCUUCGUUUAGCUCUUGCUCUUAUCUUCGUUCUUCGCCUUGUAUAUUCAAUGUUCGACUUGAUCACGACGGUUUGGCAUUAUCAAAACCUGUUACAAAAACGAACACGGCUUUACGCCUAAAUUAUUUGUCCACCUAAAAUAUCUAAGAAAUCAAAUGGUCUAAGUAUUCCAGCCGGCACACACAUCGUGCAUCACCCAUCCAACGAAAUCAAGAUUAGGUAUACAUCAAGCAAUCCGAUCCGACGCUCGCACCCAUCACUGACCGAUCAAAGGUACGUACAUGUCAUCGAUCGAAUUAUUCCAGCCGGCUCACGCUCCUCUAAGAAAUCAAGUAAUUGAGUAAGCAAUUCGAUCCUUUUUGUUCGAGUGAAUUCACUAAUCGAGUGAAUUCAUUAACGAGAACUUUUCGUUCAGCUUCACAAUCCAUUGGGUAGAUUCAUUCUUUGGUCAAUAGCUUCUUCUCAAUCGUUUGGCGAGAAUCAUCGAUCCUCUUCACAAUCGUUCAGCCCCCUUCAUUCAUUCAGGACAAGGUGGCCAAGUUUCGGGUAAAGGAACUCAAGGAUGCUCUGACUAAACUUGCUCUGCCAAAGCAAGGAAAGAAACAGGUGCAAUGUCAAUCAAAGAAGGAUAGCCUAGCUUGUAGAGAUGGUGUCAAUUGGUUCAAGCUUGUAGAGAUGGUGUCAACCUAGCUCUACAGAAUUUUUUUGCACACAUUAAUUUGUUUAUAUCUCUCCAAUUUAGAUACAUUUGGAUAUUUUUAUAACUCAUGUUUUUAGACACAAAAUGUUGGAUGAUCGACUUAUUGUUAUAUUCAACUCUCAGGUGGAUGGGUGCCGUUUGAAGUCCUGCCGCCCAUUGCAAACCAAGAAUUGCUCCUCCAACUUGUCUCCCUUCUUUGAUGGCUACGUCGGUGUGGAGGAUGACUCCGUUUUCUUCGCCUCUCCAAUUUCGAAGCUAACUAUGCUUGGAAUCACUAGCUUGGUUGUGCUGUUUGGAUCAGAGUUCUUCGUUUGUGUCCACCAUGACAUUAGGACUCUCUGCUUGAUCGAUUUCACCAUGGAAGGGAAUCAGGCACAAAUUGACAUGGCUUCACUGUCCCUAGAUGACGACGAACAUGAGGGUUUGGUGUUCGCCGAAGCCGAGGACAAUGCGUGCGGUGUAACAAUGGACUACGACAACUGCCUAGUCAGGAGAUUCUUAACGGAGCGCCCAAUAAAUUUUACCGCAAUGAAGAACACUAUGGCGUCUCUUUGGCGACCGGAUGAAGGUAUGGUUGUUAGAGAUCUGGGCGAUGGAAUUUAUGUCUUCCAAUUCGGUGCAAUGGCAGAGCUAGAGAGGGUCUUGGAUAUGUGCCCUUGGACUUUCAACAAUCAAGCUCUCAUACUGGAUCGAUUGAAGGGUUACAAUGACCCUAGGGAUGUCCCCCUGCAUUCGAUGUUUAUUUGGGUUCAGGUCCAUGGACUUAAGAGAGGCUUUUUCUCUGAACGGGUGGCUCAACGAUUAGGCAAUGAGAUUGGAGAUUUCAUGGAAUCAGACCCCAAGAACUACUCAAAUCCCUGGGCGACUUAUCUAAAGAUACGAGUGAAAUUGGAUGUUUGUAAACCUCUACGAAAAGGCACAAAGAUGAAGCGAGAAGGGGAAGACUGUUCCACGUUUCAUUCGCUUAUGAACGACUUCCAACUUUCUGUUUUGUUUGUGGAUGUUUUGGCCAUCGGGAAAGAUUUUGUCCCAUUGUUUCGAGGAAUUGGGGUAAAGAAUGGGGGUUUAGCUCUCUUUUGGAAGCCCCCUUUGCAAGUAUCUUUUUUAUCUACUUCACGCUUCCAUAUUGAUGUUACUAUUUUAGAUUCCACUUUGGGGAGCUGGAGAUACACGGGUUUCUAUGGCCAUCCUGAUCAGUCUAGAAGAAGUGUGACUUGGGAUUUGCUCUGUGACCUUGUUCAAGACUCUAACUUACCAUGGAUAUGUGGAGGCGAUUUCAAUGCCAUUCUUGCCCAAUCAGAGAAGAGAGGGGGGAAACCCAAACCCGAGUACCUAAUGCAGGCAUUUAGAAGUGUUAUCUUUGAUGCUGGUCUAUCUGAACUCCCUAUAACUGGUUACAAUUUUACUUACAAUAAUGAAAGAGAAGGAGCCGCGUUUGUGGAGGAAAAACUUGACCAUUUUUUGACUUCAGCUUCUUGGAGGCAGAAAUUUCCCAUGGCAAAGAGCAACUCAAAAUCAGUGUGGCGGAAACUCUGGAGAGUCCACACCACACCUACUAUUCGUAAUCUCAUUUGGCGUGCUGCAAACAACAUAUUGCCGGUGCUAGAUAAUCUCGCACGUAAAGGGAUGCCGAUUCGAAAUACAUGCCCGUUGUGCCAAUCCUCCGAGGAGACGGUGUUGCAUCUCUUUAUUUCUUGUAGCUUUGCACGACAGGUGUGGACAUCCUCCAUCUUGGGCUGGUACACACCCCAUGUUAAUGGGUUUGUCGUUUGGCUAGAGAAGAUUCUCAACCUCUUCAACCAGAGAGAUCAAGCAUUGGUGUUUCAUGUAUUGUGCUCAAUAUGGAAGACCCGAAAUGAUAGAGUUUGGCAGGGUAGAAACUCGACUCUAAUAGGUACGUGGCUAAAAGCUAAAGCUCAUUUUGAGGAGUGGUGGUCGUUAGCUCUGCCAAUUGCAGGAUUGCCAGAGGGGGCCACAGGAAGUUCAUGGUCAAGACCACAUGAUGGAUUUGUGAAGUUCAAUAUUGAUGCAUCCACAGGCUUGGUUGAUGAUAUGAUGGGAGUGGGUUUCAUCGCUCGCAAUGAACUUGGAGUAUUUUUGGUGGCUAAGAAUAUUUCUUUCAGGGGCAGCUACGGUCCCAGGGAGGUAGAGGCGGUGGCAGUUAAGGAGGCCCUUAGUUGGAUCAAAUCAAAAGAAGAGAACAAACUAUUGAGUGAAGAGAAACUCAAGUUGACUGAAAGUCGGAAAAGUCAACUAAGUGAGAUCACUCAACUCAAGGCUGAGAAUGAACCUCUUUUUGAAAAGGUGAAAUCCCUCAACAAGGAGCUAGGGAUACUGAAGUCUAAAGAAGCAGUGGAUAAGCUUCUUGAAACGACCAAACUUAAGGGUCGUGAAGGACUUGGUUUUGACCCCUCCAGUUCCAAAAGGAAAGGGAGAACAACUUUUAUCCCUCCCAAACCUACUGCCAAACUCAAUAAGCAGAAAGGUAAGGAGAAGGGGAAACCUAAAGAAGUUCCCAAAAAGGACAUGGCAUCCCUCAAGAACAUCUCCACAAAUGAAGUCAUUCUCACUAGGAAGAGAAUCAGAAACAUCUAUGAAGUAAUAUGGGACGAUGUCAAGGAAGCAUGUCUAAUCAGCAAAGACAAGGAUGAAGAGAUCAAUGAAGGAGAUAGAAUGAAGCCUACGGAGUUCAUUCCAUUCGGAAGUCUACCACUGCAGACUUCACAAAGAAAUCCGGAUUCAAACAGUGCUGAGCUUACCGGAAAGCAUAGCCAGCAUUCCAAUAUACCAAAUAACUCAAAUGGCGACAAUUCCGGAAAUGGCGACCUAGUGCCAAUCCAUCCAGAAUAACCAACAAAUUAUGUUCUUGAACCAGAAGCUGAACUAGAUCAACCAGUCAACCCUAAUCAACACAAUCUUCGUUG
Cuscuta campestris is the source of this 3700-nucleotide messenger RNA. The record is from the annotation of a GenBank genome assembly. NCBI's taxonomy places the organism in Eukaryota, Viridiplantae, Streptophyta, Magnoliopsida, Solanales, Convolvulaceae.